CUCGCUCACUCUGACAGCGCCGAGGUGCGCCGAGCAGGAGCCGGGAACAAAGGAGCCAAGUGGGGAGGGGAGCGGGUCUGGGGAGGGAGAGCCCCGGCCGGUUGCCAGAAGAUCCCGGCAGGAGGAAGCCCGAGUGUCAGUUGAAUUCCAUCCAAGGACCAGGCGCCUGGGACCCGAGCGCCUUGUUUAGCAAUAACGGCUGGAGCACCUCCUCCAAGUUACGGGAGAGUCUGCGGUGCAGGAGGACCCACGCCUGCCCUCUUGCCCCCCACUCCUGGCGCCUCUGGUCCCCAGUCUUCCCUCCCGCGGGAAGUGGAGAUACAGAAUGAAAAGCAAGAAAGGUGUCGUUGCAGCAUCCGGCAGUGAGACUGAGGAUGACGACAACAUGGACAUUCCCCUGGACCUUUCCUCUUCAGCUGGCUCAGGCAAGAGAAGGAGAAGGGGCAAUUUGCCCAAAGAAUCUGUUCAGAUUCUCCGGGAUUGGCUGUACGAACACCGAUACAAUGCUUAUCCCUCAGAACAAGAAAAAGCAUUACUGUCCCAACAAACACACCUAUCUACACUACAGGUCUGUAACUGGUUCAUCAACGCCCGCCGCAGGCUCCUCCCUGACAUGCUGAGAAAGGAUGGCAAAGAUCCAAAUCAGUUCACAAUUUCCCGCCGUGGGGCCAAGAUUUCUGAAGCUGGCUCUGUGGAGUCAGCCAUGGGCAUCAAAAACUUCAUGCCAGCUCUAGAGGAGAGCCCAUUUCAUUCCUGCACAGCUGGACCAAACCCCACCCUAGGGAGGCCACUGUCUCCUAAGCCGUCAUCCCCAGGAUCAAUUUUGGCUCGGCCAUCAGUGAUCUGCCAUACCACGGUGACUGCAUUGAAAGAUGUGUCUUUCCCACUCUGUCAGUCAGUAGGUGUGGGACAAAACACAGAUAUACAGCAGAUUGCAGCCAACAAUUUUACAGACACCUCUCUCAUGUACCCAGAGGACACGUGUAAAUCUGGACCAAGUACAAAUACACAAAGUGGUCUUUUCAACACUCCUCCUCCUACCCCACCGGACCUCAACCAGGAUUUUAGUGGAUUUCAGCUUUUAGUGGAUGUGGCGCUCAAAAGGGCUGCAGAGAUGGAGCUUCAGGCAAAACUUACGGCUUAACCCUUUUUCAGGCAAAACAGUUCUCAAAAAUGUCAUGAUUGCCGGGGUGAUGGCAAGAGAUGAAUUGCAUUAUUUUAUAUAUUUUUUUAUUAAUAUUUGCACAUGGGAUUGCUAAAAUGAAGCUUCCUGUUACUGAGGUGUCUUCAAUGGAAUACAGUCAUUCCAAGAACUAUAAACUCAAAGCUACUGUAGAAACAAAGGGUUUUCUUUUUUAAAUGUUUCUUGGUAGAUUAUUCAUAAUGUGAGAUGGUUCCCAAGAUCAUGUGAUUUUGCCUCCCUUUUCUUUUUUUUUUUGUUGUUGUUUUUUCAGACUGUGCAAUACUUAGAGAACUUAGAGCAUCUUCUCAUUCCUAUGUGGAACAGGAUGCCCACAUACUGUCUAAUUAAUAAAUUUUCCAUUUUUUUCAAACAAGUAUGAAUCUAGCUGAUUGAUGAUGCCUUUUUUCAUGACAUAAUAAAAUAUUUUCUUUAAAAAUUAUUGUAAUGCAGAGUAAUUUGUUGAGGGAGGUGCUUUUUAACAAGAAGUAGGAAUAUAUUACUCCAGUGAGCAGGAAGUUGGGGUAGGGUGGAGUGUGAGUUGGGGGUGUCAUCGCCUCUUCAGAGAAUCAUGGACAACAAGUCAGUGUGUAUAAACAGGAUGUGUGAUAUUUACUCUUGAUAGGAGGCAUAACAGGCCCUUAAAUCUUUACUUAAAAGUAUGUGACAAAUUGAAAUGAAUCAUUUCAUCAGUUUAGCUUACCAUUAAAUUCCUUGAUGGUCUGCCGUGCAUAUUUUAAGUUAUGAACAAUGUUGAAAAGAAAGGCCUUGAAGCAGCUGGUCAUGGCUUAAGUUUUCAGAGGUAGACAACAGCCCAGGCAAUCUCUUAGCACAACUUCUCUUCUGCAUUCCCCCAUAUAAUAACCUUUGCUCAGUGGUAUAGUUAGGUAAUGGCUUUGCAUUCAAAUGUGGCUUAAAUUGUACAUAAAUCACUUUUUAAAACAUUUCCUAAAGUGAUGAAGGAAACACCAGGUUCUGUAUAUGGUGGGGUCUUUAGUUUAUUAGGUAAACGUUUUCUAAGGUUACAAUUUGCCAAAAAUAAUAAUAAUGCCAUAUACCAGUGGUGUUUGGGAUAAAAAACCAACUAUUUUUAAAACCAGGAUGGCCAAAAGGGAAUUGGUUUCCUUUCACUUAGCAGAUUUGUCACAUGCCACAAAACCAUUCUUUGUAGUCAUGCUUGGUAUGAGGUUUCUUUGUUACUAUAAUCAUCUUUCUAUCCCUGCCCCAGCUAUGAAUUGUCUGAGUUUGAGGAAGCAUACAGCUUCAAUAUUGUUUAAAGAAUGUAGAGAAAUUCUCCCAAAUUUAAGUUUAAUUUUGGAACCCUAUUUCAAAGAAAGUUCCUAUUAUAGAAAGAGCUGAACUCAAAGAAUUGUUUUGUAAGUGAAGGUAAACAAUGUACAAUGACAACCAAGAGAUAUAAGAAAAAAUAAGUGAGGGGAAGGCAUGGUGCUGUAGCCUAUGAGGGGUACAGCUUUGAAGGGCAUAUAGGCCUUGAGUGAGUAGGCCCUACCUGAGACACAGAAACAGAUGCAAACCAAAAAGGAAAUAAUAAUAAAAUAAAGCAAUGAAGUAAACACAAAAAUGAAAUAAAGGUACUAAGAAUCCCUGCUUGCUUCAAUACCUAGAUCAAAGACCUAGGUUUUGCUUUGAGCACAGGUAAGUGAGACCGGCAAAUCUUGAAAAACUUACCUUGUUAAGACUUUUAAUUAAUCGUACUAGACGGGAGAGAAAGGGAGCCAUAUAAGGAUUUUUUUUUUUUAAGUAACUGUUAAAGGUCAUGAAAACCAAAGAUUAAAAACAAAAACAAAACCACCCUAAAUUGUCUGCUGGUGUAUUACUUAGUUUUUACUCCUUUUGAGGUUAAAAAUCCUGGUUGAUAAUAACUAGAGCAUAAUAUAAACUUUUUUUUUAGAACAAGUAAAUGUAGUUGGAAAGGUAAAUGUAAAACUCUAUUAACUAUUCAUAUCGAAGCCAAAUAUAAACGAUUUUUGUAUUAACAUGCUAUACAUUUUUUUCGUUUACUUUUAACCUAUUUGUGUUUUCGUGUUCCAAGUUCAUCUCUUUUAGAUAGCAUAUAGUUGGGUCUUGCUCUUUUAUCUAGUCUAACAAUCUCUGCCUUUUAUUUGGUUUGUUUAGUCAGUUUACAUUUAAUAUAAUUGGGAUUAGGUUUACCAUCCUCUGCCCCCCUCCGUGUCCCCCUUUCCUGCCUUUUGGUUUAAUCAAAUUUUGUCUUAAUUUUUAUAUUGGUUUAUAAUCUAUACUCUGUUGGUUUUUUAAGGGUUGUUCUAGGGGUUCUAAUGUGAUUCUUUAACAUCACAGUCUCCUUAAAGUUAAUAUUAUACAACUUCAUAUAAAAUACAGAACCUUGCAAGAGUAUAGUUUCAUUAGCCCUCACCCUCUUCAUUUUUCAUAUAUAUUUAUAUAUAGCUACAUACAUGAUAAACUGAACAGUAAAGUUCAUAAUUUUUGCUUCAAAUAGGCCUGUGCCUUUUUAAAAAUUAAGAGGAAAAAGAAUGUAUAUAUGAUCUGUCACAUCUGCCAAAUAACUUCCCAUUUCUGGUGCUCUUAGCUCCUUCCUAUAGAUCUGAGUGACAUCUGAUGUCAUUUCUCUUCAGUUUGAAGAAUACCUUAGAGUGCAGGCUUGCUGGUAACAAAUUCUGCUUUUGUUCAUUAAAAAUGGCUUUAUUUCACUUUCAUCUUUGAAGGAUAGUUUUAUUAGACACAGAAUUCUAGGUAAUUUUUUUUUUUUCCUUCCUUUCAGUACUUUAAAGGCAUUGUUUUCUGGCUGCCAUUGUUUCUGAUGAGACAUCAACUGUCAUUUGUAUCAUUUCCUUGUGUACGAUGCCUUUUUUUUUCCUCUGGUUGUUUUAUCUUUGGAUUUCAGUAUUUUUGACUCUGAUUUGCCCAGGUAUGGUUUUCUUCGUAUCUAUCUUGCUCGUGGAAUCCCUGGAUGGUGCAAACAUUUCACAUGCUUGACUGCUAACCAAAAUGUUGGGGCUUUGAGUCCACUUAGAGGUACAUUGGAAGAAAGGCCUGGCAAUCUGCUUUUGAAAAAUCAGCCACUGAAAACCCUGUGGAGCAUAGUUCUACUGUGACACACACACAUGGGGUCACCAUGAGUUGUACUUGCCUUGACAGCAACUGGUACUUGUGUCUUAUUUGGGGUUCAUUGAGCUUGUUGGGCCUGUAAGUUUGUUUUUCACCAAAUUUUGGGAACAUUUUGGCUAUUGUUUCUUCAAAUAUUUUUUCUGCUUGUCUCUACCUCUAGAACUCCAGUACAUUUAAUUUAUAUUAGAUCACCUGAGAUUUUCCUACGUGUCUCUGAAGCUGUUUUUCUUCAAAAUUGUUUCUAUUUUUCAGACUGAAUUAUUUGUAUUGAUUUAUUUUCAAAUUCACUAGCUCUUCUGCAGUUUUCCAGUCAGCUGUUGAGCCUACCCAGUGAAUUUUCAUUUCAGUUAUUGUAUUUUUCACCUCUAGAAUUCUUUUUUUUUUUAAUCAUUCCUGUUUCUCUGCUAAGACGUCCCAUCAUUUUAUUCAUUAUGAGUACAUUUCCUUAUAAGCUGCUUAUAAUACCUGCUUUAAAGCCCUUGUUUGCUAAUUGAAACAUUAUGUCAUAAUCAGAGUCAGUGUCUAUUGUCUGCAUUUUUCACUUCUGUGGGUCAUGUAUUCUUAUUUUUUUGUACUCCUAGAGAUUUUAUUAUAUACUGGGCAUUAUAAAUGGUUCAUUAUAACCACUAGAUUCUGCUACAUUCCUCUAAAAAGCGUGGUCAUUUUAGUUGUGGUAGGCAGUUAAUUUGGCUGGAUUGAAACUUCAUUCUGUCUCCCCUGUAGUGGAUAGUAACUAAAAUCCCUGAUCAGUUCUUUCAGCUUCCAGCUGGCUCACAGGGGUCUUUCCUAUACAAGUUGGCCAAGGAUUUGAGCAGGGUUUCUAUUCAGACUUUGGGGUUUACUGCUUUUAUAGCUCCCUUCUUUCCAGGAUCCCUGUCAUAACUUUUCAUCUGCUCUAGCAGCCCCAACCCUGUCCUUGACAUCUCAGGUCACUAAGGCUGCAGCUUUCUGCUUCCCGUAGCCUUUGGAGGAAUGAGUAAUGCCCUCAGGCAGAGAGCCACCAAAUUGCACGUUUUACCCCUUGAAGUUCCUUUUAUGUUUAGAUAACCCUCCAGUUUCUGCCUGUUUUUGGUCAGUUUCCAGGCCUUCAAUUAGUUUCUUUUUUUUUUUUUAAUUACUAUUGUACUUUAGAUGAAUGUUUACAGAACAAACCAGUUUCUUUUUAAACAGCUAGUACACAAUUAGUUUCUUUAAAAAAAAAAUUUUGUUCACCCUUAAUUAAUUUGUUACUCUUAGGGGGGUGUGUAUGGGAGCAGGGAGGACUCCACCAUUACCAGAGACUAGAGUUUACUAUAAAAAAAAAAAAAAAAAGUUACUUUAAAACCCUACAUCACUGGUUCUCAAAUUUAUCUGUACAUUGGAAUCAUCUGGAAAGCAAAAAAAUACUGUGACCUGGGCUGGGGAUUUUUAAAAGAUCCCUCGGUGGUUCCAAUGCAUAGACAAGUUUGGGAACCACCUAAACUAAGCCAUUGUUUCUCUUCUUAAGCAGAAAAUUGGAAAUUGACAAUUCAUUCUCUUUUCAGACCUAUUAAAAUUGGGUUUUGUAGUCUUUUUUAGGUAUUAAGACAAUUUUUGUAAAAGAGAUGUAAUUUGUAGAAUUAUCAUGCCGGUCAACUUGUUCAAUUGGAGUUUAAUAUAAAUUUGAUAUUUGGCACUGAGCUUAUACUAUAGUAUACAUAUAGCACUCAUAAUUAUGUGAAGCCAAGCCACCAAUGAAUAGACCUGAAAGCAGUGCAGGAAGCUAAACAUUCAGUGACAAACCAAAAAGUUUAUCUCUGGAAAACCUGGCCGGAGAGCCAAAAAGCAAUGUUGAGAGAUCAGUCUUAGGUCUCACUAAGCUCAUUAACAGGAGAAUGUGUUAAGUCUUGAUCUCCACCUAAAAUUCAUGUUCUUCAACAGACUGCCUUCUGGGCUGAGCUGAAUGAUUCAGAGGCUGAAAAGAAAAUACUCAACAAAUGCUUUGUGGCUGAAGAAAGAUUACUAACUUAUGGUUGAUGGUCAAAUAGUAUCGCCAACAAAUAAAGGAAGCACGAUAAAGCUAUGAAUGAAACAAAUAGUGUGGGGAGUUCACCAAAUGUCAAGGAAACAGUUUUUGAAUGAAAUGUUUUAUAGACACCAAUAGAAUGGACAACCUUUAGAACCGAAUCCCACGGUGGAAAUUUACUCAGAUUUGGAAAGAACUUAUUUAUAAACAGAUGCAUAUGUAUCACAUACAGAUAAGGAAAAUAUAACUAUAGAGGGAUUUCAGAAGAUAAAUUAUUACCCUAGGAAGAUUUGUCAGUAUUUAAAAAAAAAUAAUUUAAACUAUCGCCUUUGUAGAUAACAAUUACACAAAUUCGAACAUAUUUUAGCUGUUGGUAUUUGAUAGUCACUUAAAUUUAUGAUCGUAGGACAAAUUCAGCUCUUCUAUCCUGUCUCAAAUUAUUGCUAAUAUGUAUUUUUAAUAAUCUAAAGGCAUAUAUUCUCUCCACAUCAAUUUUAAUGUGAGGAUAUGGCUUUCAGAGACUAUAAAUCGGUUAAAAUACAGCACAAGAUGGCCCUUUAAAUUUUCAGAUAAGGCUUUUUUUUUUUUCCAAAAUGAUCUUGUUAGCUUUGACUUGCUACCAAUUCUGAUUGUUAAUGUUUUGUGGUUUUAAAGUUCUUUCCAGUGAUUUUUGUUUUGAAAUCUGAAUUACUAAAAUGAUUCUGUGAACAGCCAUUCAUUGUGUAUUACAUUGGUCAACUUUCGUUUCCCCAGAUGGCAGCCUAUGUGUACAGUAAAUCUACACAAUCUGGAACGUCACUAAUUUUAACCUAUCUAAUCAACAGUUCUUCCAACUGAAUGUCAUUUUUGGACAUUAAAUUACAUUACAUUAAACCCAGUACUAAAAUGAAAACACUAGAUUCGUCUGUAAAGACACAAUACUUAUUGAACACUUACUAUGUGGUAGGUACUCUACCACGCCUUGAUGUAAGGCAUUACUCCCAUU
Molecule: messenger RNA, 7257 nt
Organism: Loxodonta africana (African savanna elephant)
Lineage: Eukaryota; Metazoa; Chordata; Mammalia; Proboscidea; Elephantidae
Gene: TGIF1
Product: TGFB induced factor homeobox 1
Exons: 3
Coding region: 326-1144 (272 amino acids)
Biological process (GO): negative regulation of transcription by RNA polymerase II
Molecular function (GO): DNA-binding transcription repressor activity, RNA polymerase II-specific; RNA polymerase II cis-regulatory region sequence-specific DNA binding
Source: RefSeq, a predicted model, not a curated record